Messenger RNA from Ixodes scapularis (black-legged tick), 9226 nucleotides. RefSeq names its product cadherin-23. NCBI's taxonomy places the organism in Eukaryota, Metazoa, Arthropoda, Arachnida, Ixodida, Ixodidae. Gene Ontology annotation, biological process: homophilic cell-cell adhesion. The record is from RefSeq and is a predicted model, not a curated record. Gene Ontology annotation, cellular component: catenin complex; plasma membrane. Gene Ontology annotation, molecular function: cadherin binding; calcium ion binding.
CUCGCCGGCCUGCCGCCUGCUACUGACGUAAUCGCAAGGAAAAGAAGCGAGCACGAGAAUUCCAGACUCAACGGGGCCCCUUCUUUCUCUCACCGGUCGGGCCUUUCCCAGUGUGGGUCAAGUCAUGGAGGCGGAAAACCGGUUUAGUGCGUUGACUGCUCCCAAGUGGAAAGCCUUGGGAACUGACGCCCUUCCACGCCGACCAGAGUGCCACGGAGGGUUCUUCCGAGCCAGAUUUCCGCGUUCGCCGCCGCCACAUCUCGGAAGGAAGGAAGGAAGGAGGGGGGAGCAAGAAGGCCGCCAGGCGAGGAGGGCAGCUGAGAAACAAGGCGAACCUUGUUUCUACAUUUUACCUCGAUUGUCGGACAAGGCUGGAUAUCGUGAGCAGUGUCGUUCGAUCGUCCACCUGUCUCCCGGGAACAAGUCACGGUUGCGCGCCCCUACUUUCUCGGCUGGCUACGGCGACGGCCCAAGACGUCGUCGUCCCGCGUCGCGAGCUUCGACAUGGCGUAAAAGACUGGGAAACUGAAACCUCAGCUGCCACUUUGGAACUUCGUUUGGAGUAUAUUGUGCAGCGUGAAGUGCGUUUGUGCUUGUGACUUCAUGUGUGUGUGUGUGGUCGUGUGUGCUUGUGAUACCGACGUCAGUCGUGGAUACCUCCAGGACUGAACCACGUCCUCGGCUUGUCAAGAUGCUUCAAGGGGAAGGAGGCAUUGCAUAAAAAGGCCAGUCUGUAGGAGCUACAAAAUGGCAUUUGCCACAUCACCCUUCACACCGUUCGAAGUAUGGAGGUGGUUCCCUUUAGUUCUUGUGAUAGCACUAUGCCAAGGUCAGGCAAAUGCACCACCAGAAUUUCUAGUCGGCGGAAACAUGGAAAAAUUCUCCAUCCGUGAAGAUACACCAGUUGGGACAUCGGUGUACACAUUAAGAGCCAUAGACCCAGAACACACAAGGCUUUCAUACUAUAUCAGUGGGGGAACAUUCAGUGUGAACAAGGACACUGGCGUCGUAAAAUUGACUCGACCCUUGGAUAGGGAGGAGGAAAGCACGGUCGAUGUCAUUAUUAGCAUUACUGACGAAAAGACACAAGGCCAAAAAGCCAACACGGUCUCCUUGCAAAGAGAAAUAAGCAUCCUUGAUUACAAUGACAACCCUCCGGUGUUUGAGAACGGCCCUUACACAUUCCAUGUGGACGAGGACACUACAAUUGGGACUACAGUUUACAAAGGAGUCCUAGUGACUGAUGCUGAUCUAGGCAUUAAUGCAGAUGUCCAAGUCACUUGCCAGAAACAACUUACACCAAAAGCUUGCAGCUUGUUUGCCUUGAGGCAAGUAAGACUGGGUAUUGGAAAGUUCCUUCAAGAAAUUGUAUUGGACAAGGAACUGGAUUACGAAGAAGAAACAACUUAUGUGAUGAGCCUACUGGCAAAUGAUCUUGCAACUGAGAACAGAAUGAACUCAACAGCUGAUGUUAUCAUUAAAGUUAGGGAUGUUCAAGACCAACCACCUGUGUUUGUGGCAGCGUCAUAUUCAGCCACUGUUUCUGAAAACAGCCGAGAGGGAACUUCUGUCCUGUUGGUAUCAGCACAUGAUGCAGAUGCAGGUGUUAGGAGGCAGCUGUCAUUUAAGCUCCUCAAUGAUACAAAAGGAUACUUCAGGCUCGGGGUUAUGCAAGUUGAUGAGAAUGGUGUUCACCACAUCAUCAUAGAAACCUCAGAAGUUACCAUUGACAGGGAGGACCCUGACAUUGAAAAAGGUGGUGGGCUGUACAAUUUUCAGAUUGAGGCUGUUGAGGUUGUUAAUGGAGUCCCAAAAGGAGAGGUGGCUGUUGCAGAUGUUAAUGUCGUCAUUAUGGAUGAUGAUGACCAGCUGCCCGAAUUUAACAGUAACACCUUUAGUGUGUCUGUCCCAGAAGACAUCCCUGAGAACUCUGCAAUCCUUGGUCUCAACAUGAUUGUGAAUGACAAUGAUGUGGGGGACAAUGCCAAAUUCAGUUUGCACCUUCGGAACAUCAACAACUCUGAGAGUGUCUUUUCAGUUUACCCUUCAUCGGCAGUUGGACGAACCCCAGUGUUGAUCAAGGUUGCUGAUGCAAGCCACCUUGAUUACGAGAAUGAGAGCCAACGCGAAUUUGUUUUUUACGUCGUUGCAUCACAACAUGGAUCAGAAGUUUCUAGUGCUACCGUUACAAUCACCCUGUCAGAUGCAAAUGACAAUAGUCCAGUGUUCGAGAAUGACCAGUAUCUCAUCCAAGUGCCAGAAAAUGCCAGGAAUGGGACAUCUGUGUUCUCACUUGUUGCUUAUGAUGCUGAUAGUGGACAAUACGGGAAGCUGUCCUAUGCCAUGAAGGGUUAUGGCUCAGAAAGGUUCAUAGUGGAAAAAGACACAGGACAAAUAAGGAUAGGCAUGUGCAAAGAUAGCUGCCUCGAUUAUGAAACUGUGCCCAAUUAUUCAUUCACAUAUGAGGCACAGGAUGGUGGUGGCAAGGUUUCCUCAGUGAACCUUUUUAUUCAAGUGGUUGACGUCAAUGAUAAUGCUCCCAAAUUCACCAAGGACAGCUACCUGGUGGACUUGAUGGAAGAUGCCACAGAAUUUGCAUCUCCCAUCUUUGUCAAGGCCACAGAUAUUGAUGGUCCAAGCCAAGGCAACGGCAGGGUGCGGUACUGGCUCAAAGCCACAAACCUAUCCAAUCCAGAAAUUCUGUCGAUCGACCCCGAUUCUGGGCAGUUGUUUCUCCUGGGUGGCCUGAACAUCACGGCUGCUCCAUAUGGUGCCACGAAAUUCAUUGUUAUCAUUCAGGCCAUAGACUAUGGAGACCCGCCGCUGGCAUCGGACACUUCUUUAAUUAUUCGGCUGAAGAGGAAAAAUGAAGGUGCACCAUACUUCCUCAAUGCACCUUACAAAACAAGUGUGAAAGAAAAUGCAAAGCCAGGUAUUUGCUGUAGACGGUGGAGCAGUCCCCCAGAAAGCCUACACCAGUGUCACAGUGACGGUCCAAGACGUGAACAACAAAGCACCAGUCUUCGCAAAGGACACCUAUGUGCAUUGGGUCACUGAGAGUUUGCCAGUGGGCAGGGAGGUGCUGAAUGUGACAGCAACUGAUCCAGAUUAUGGGGCCAAGAUCCGCUAUACAAUUGAAGAACCUAUUACUGCCAGAGACAAGACAGGAUCAGUAGUCAUGUCCUCCAUUGGAUAUAACUAUAAGAAUGCUUUUCGAAUUGAUGGUGUGACAGGACAGAUAACUGUCAACAGUCCUUUGGACUACAAUGCUGCUUCAGUCAUUACUUUCAAUGUUGCGGCUGUGGACCAGAAUGCCUCUCUCGAUCCCCAGAAGACAUCCGCGGAAGUAACUAUCUACAUCCAAGCUCACAGCGAAAGCAAUCCCAUCUUUGCUCCACCGUGGACCCCUGCCAACCCGAAGAUAGAAAUAACAGUGCCUGAGGAGUCUGUUGUAGGCUCCACCAUCUUUACAGUCACAGCUCGUGACCCCCUUACUCAUGCGGCAGUCACCAACUUUGCCAAGAUUCCAGAAUCGGAUCAGGGAAGUUUCUUCUCAGUGAGCCCCAUAUCAGGUGCUGUGACUCUAAACCAGAGGCUGGACUAUGAAGACCUUCCAGAAAAAGUGCUGGCCUUUGAUGUUAAGGCAGUCAUAGGUCUCGACAAGAACAACCAGAGAUCCUCCAUUGCUACUGUCAUCAUCAACGUCCAAGACAUCAAUGACAACAGUCCUGUGUUUUCUCAGAACUCCUAUGUAACCACAGUCUCAGAAGCCACCAAGUACCCCCAGACCAUACUCCACAUUGCAGCAACGGACAAGGAUACUCAGCAGGAGUAUGGUGUGGUGUGGUAUUCCAUCUCUGGGGAAGGAACCGACGUUUUCAGCAUCAACGAAACAACCGGAACAAUUGGAAUUCAGGAGGGUGCCACCCUUGACAGAGAAAGGAAAUCUGUCUACCAUUUGCAAGUGACAGCCAUUGACAAUCCUAGCAGUCCCUCAAACCAACGCAGGACAUCAGUGCUGGUGGUGAUCAAAAUUCAAGAUGAAAACGACAACGCUCCAGAAUUCAGCCAGUCAGGUUACACUGCCGUCGUUCCUGAAAAUGUCCCAACUGGCUUCAGUGUUCUGACCGUAAAAGCAACUGACAAAGACAGUGGUGUCAACUCUGAAAUCAGUUAUUCUUUCGUGGAUGAGCCUGAGCUCGAACAGAUCGACCUGUUUGCAAUGGACGACAAGACAGGGGUGAUCAGCGUCAUCCAGCCCUUGUCUGGCAGGGGUCGGUCAGAGCCUUACUUCUUGACCGUUCGGGCUACCGACGCGGGCUCUCCACAGCUCUCCACCGACGUCAAAAUCCUGAUAAUUAUUGGGGAUGUCUCUUCUAACGACGGCAUACCGCGCUUCAUUCGUCCACGGCUUGGAGAGAUUGCUUAUGUACACGAGAAUGUCACUAUUGGCACAUCUGUGUUUCAAGUGCAGGCAGUUGACCCAGACAAUGCGUUAUCCUCCAAUGGCCAAGUGGCUUACAAAUUUCUGGACAAACACAGUGCUAUCGGUGAGGAGUUGAACUUCGAAAUUGACCUGGCAUCCGGUCUAAUCAGCACCACUGCGAUCCUCGACAGGGAAAAGCGGGAUAACUAUACUUUGGUUGUGGUUGCCUAUGACAUGGGGGUUCCUCCUCAAGAGGCUCAUCAGCUUCUGAGGGUCGUGGUCCUGGAUGUCGACGACAAUGAACCUGAGUUUGAGAGGCCGCGGGAUGCUGAACCGGUUGUCAUGAAGAUAAAGGAGGAAUUGCCAGUUGGUUCCAUAGUUGGAAAAGUCAAGGCCUUCGACAGAGACAUGGGAACUAAUGCCUUUAUUGAUUAUUUCAUAGUUGGUGGGAACCUGGACAACGUCUUUGCGAUCCAGCGCACGGGAAACAACGAGGGAGAAAUUAUCACGAAGAAGAGGGUGGACAGGGAGGUCAAGGAGAGGUACAUGUUGACCCUCAAGGUGAGGAUGCCUUCGAAGCCGUUGGAGGAGGUGGACAUCACUUACAACCCCGAUGACAAGACGCAGCUCCAGGUCGAUGUCCAAGUUGAGGACAUUGACGACAACUCCCCGUCUUUCGAGAAACCGAGCUAUGUUCUGGGAAUUCGUAUGAACACCGAGAUUAACAGCGAGUUACUGGUGUUAAAAGCAAGAGACCCUGACAGCUCGUCAAGCAUGAUAAUGUACUCCAUUAGAAAUGUGACCUAUUACAGGCCAUCAUCUAAGGAAUCCCUGCCUGUCAUUGGUCAGUUUGAACUGGACGCUCACAAGGGAAUUCUAAGGAGUGUGAGAAACCUGGGGAAAUACAGAGAUGGUUAUUUUGACAUUACUGUGGAAUGCCAAAGUGCUCCAGGUCCCCAGAAUAUUGCCAUGACCCAUGUCAGGGCCCAUAUUCUUCAUGAUUCUGACUUGAUGAAGUUUAUCUUCUACAAGCAACCGCAGGAAAUUCGGAAAGUGAUUCCUCAGUUUGAAAAAGAUCUGAACCAAGCACUAGCAAGUGCGGUGACUGCCAAUAUUUAUGAUACCCAGUACUCAACACGUGAAGAUGGAAGCCUGGAUUUUGAGAGUGCAAGUUCAUGUUUCCAACUCCUCGAAAACGGACUUGUUGUUAGUCCAGACAUGGUCCUUAAGAUGCUCGACAUAUCAACGUCUCCGAGGGUUCACGCACUCUACCAAAACUACAGUAUCGUUGGAAUAGAGAAGUGCACCCCAGGGAGGAGCCCUUACAAGAUGAAAUGGACUGAGAUAUGUGUCCUCAUCGUGGCCUGUCUCAUUGCAUUGACUGGAUUUAUUCUCACAAUAUUACUCUGUUUUGUGAGGGCCAGCUACAAAUCUGGACUCAAAAAAAGGAAGGCUCAUCGUAGCACGAGGAUGCUAGCGGAGCAGACGUAAGUUGGUGGUUGGUUUUAUUUCUUAAGAAGUGAAAAGUCGUUCAACUAGUUUUUUUGCUGUCGAAAUCUUAUGAUUUGGGCCCAUGACUUCAUUUGUGCCCUGACCAGGCAAAAUAAGCAUGUAUAGUAUUAUUUAUCCGUGACAAGUUCUGCAAACGUUCUCCAAACAUUAAGAGAAGAAUAUGCUGACAAAGAUUAAUUUCUAUAUGUAUCGCAUUCGAGGAAAAUUAGGCCCUUACAUGCGAUAAUGAAGUGGUGUAUAGUGUAUACCAUGUAUUUGGUAGCAUAGGUCAUGUUACAAGGCAGUUGCUGACAAUAAGGUAAAAGUAAAACAGGCACAUAGUAGUAGAGGAGGACUGCAUCCCUGCCUAACAGGGGAAAGCUGAUUACAAUGCAUAGUGCGCACGCUCGGCAGAUUAAUUUUGACUGCUAGAGUUUUGUCGUCACUUCUGAUGAACUGCCCGAACGGUGUGUGAAUAGUGAAGAAAGCACUGCUUGCAGAUUGGCCUUCAAUCUGCCCAUAGUCGGCGACAGGAUGUGCUAAUUAUUGCAUUAACAAAAAAUGCCCCAAUCAUAUUCACCCAGGACCCACCUAUCACUAAUGGAUAGCGAUAAAACUAACGACAAAUUUUCACCUUGUUUACAUAUAUAUAUUUUCCAAACCCUUAUUGGUUCAUUGCUGAAAUUUUGGUAUGACUUCAUGGUUCCGGUUUCAAAUUAUAUUUACUGGAAAUUCUGGCUUUUCAUCUAUGAUUUUUUCUUCCACAGUCCUGCUGUGUCUAUGAUAUCACUGCCAAGUCAUCAACGCAUUUAUGAAUGGCAGGAGUCAAACAACGGACCAGCAAUGGAUGCAAUGUCAUAUAGAAGCUACCCAACAAUGAGGUGAAAGGCUGCGUCAUGUUCGGGGUUUAUGAAACCAACUGCCAAGGUGGGGGAAAGCCGAGAUCCCUCGAGCUGAUCUGCACAUCUUUACUAGUGCCUUUGAGAACAAUGAGGUGCCAGUGCCUGGAGAACAAUACUUCUUGACUCUGGAAAUCAUCCAGCUUCAAAAGUGCAACCUCUUGUUUUGCGUGAAGGUUGCUUCGUAGAAGCCACUGUCUACAAGACUCUCGAGAAGUGAGUGUGAUAGUGCUCCCUUGUGUGAAAACCUGCUUUGACAACUCGAGGCAGCAUUAGCGAGUGCCAGAUACUAUACAUAUGAAAAUAUUGCUGUCAUUUGAUCUUGAUGUUUUCCAGUGUAAGCUUUCGUGAUGAUGUGUUAUGCAUGUUUGAAUACUAAUCUGCUUGCUAAAGUGUACCGAGUGCUAAAAUUCUGCGAUAUUUCUCAUUUGUUUCCAUUUAUGUGAAGAAGAAACAAAUGAACUAAUUUAAUUCCCUCGUCAGAAAGUAGAACUUACAGGCAGCUAUCAUAAUAACCUUGGAAUUAUUUAAGAGUGUAAUUGUGUCUUUUAAAUGUGCUGACAUACCUGAGAAGUAUUUCCAAGCUCCACUAUUCAUGAGUAAUCCACAUCAUGAUUGCUUUACGUUGUUUCUGAGAAUUAUAAGUGCAUGCCCAAUUAUAAUUACUAUCUUAAAUUUCCGAAGGUACACAUUUUUCAGUUUGCAUUACGUAACCAUGCUAACAGCAGAGUGGAUUUGUAUGUGUGUCACAACCAAGCAGGAUAUAAAAACCCUGUAUUGGAGGCUGAGGUGGAUCAAAAGUGUCCAAGUAGUAUGUUGUAUAUAGUUCUGUAAAAAUGUUUUUUUUUUUUUUUUUGACAAUUGCACUUGUUGACUUGCAGCUGUUUUCAAGCAAUGCGAUGCCUUGUUAACUGACAGCCUACUAGGCGCUCUGAAGAGCUCUUUAAAAUGAAUCUGCUGUAGUAUUGCUCACCUCCUUAUAAUGCUGGUACGUAAUAAGUUAUAAAUAACAACUAAUAGGCCUUCAAAAAAAAUUAACAUCUGUUACGGUUACCAACAGACCAAGAACAUCUAGAUCAGUGGUUUUGACAAAUGCCUCAAGAUACGUUGUGGUCUUCAGGUCGUUGACCUGAUUUCGGCAGCUUUUUCGGCUUGUGCUUCAAUAUUGGUAACUAGAUGUGUGAAAGUUAUGCCUCCAAAUAUUUUUUUCACAAAGCUUUGGAGCAUAAAUGCUAAUGAAAUUGCACAUAGAUUAUUACCACAUUCUUCGCAUACAUUUUGUAACCUUUUCAUGAAGCCUUCAUCAUUAUCUAUACUCUUUUGCCAUCGCCGGGUAAGUCGCUUACCUUGAAAUACCGAGCAAGUGGCCAUUUAAAAUUCAGACAUCUGGAAAUGUGCUUGUUAGGUCUUAGAACAAAAAUGCGGAAGGGGCACACGAUAGGACGGACUUUGCACUGUGGUGCUAAGAAAAGCGACUGAUAAGUGUGAGAGCUCGGUUAGCUAGGCAGGCUCUUGAUAUGUCCUUCGCUUAGUUUUCAAACAUUUCAAAAGUAGCCGGUGGGUGCUUAUCAUGACACGGGUGUAUGCUCGGUGUUUUUCCGGUAAUUUCAUUAUCAUAAAAGUCUGCUUCAACUUUAAAUAUUGUCGCACAUCCUUUCAACUUGUCGCCGUUUGACAUGGGGCAUUCUUCGAGAGUGUUUUUUUAACGGACUGCCACUUGUUUGGUCGGUUAAGAACAUACUCAGGUUUGAAAUUUAAUUGAAAAUUACUAAAUGAGAAAGAUGGCAGCAACAGUGCAGUUGGGUAUCCGUAACCGUAAUGAAUAUGCUAAAAAUAUUUUAAGGCAUUACAUUUGUGCUCCCCCCCCCCCCCCCCAAUCAUAUUAUGAAACAGUACUGUGAGAUGGCCAGAUACUUGACAUAAUUAUGGGCAGUUACAUGUAAGCUUACUCUUGCUUUUCUCCCAGAUUGACUAAGUGAAAAGUAGUGGCAUUUUCAAUCUCGUACCUUGAAUUGAGGUCAUUGACUGUUACUACUUGUCCAGGAUCAUUGCAGAACCCUUUCUUUUUUGAGUAGCAUCCUAAACAGUCUAUUUAUUUUUUUAUGUGCAAUGCUCGUUAUUGCAAAUAUUGCGAACACUCGUUUAACUUUGAAAAAUGGAUAGCACUCCUCUUUAUUAAGAAUGUAGGUAGUAAAAAUAAUGUGUGUGUGAUACUUAACCAUUGACCCAGAGCUGGAAUCUUAGUUUUGAUCUGAGGUUAUUGUAUUAUGUCUUCUAGUUUUUGCUCCCAUGUUACUCAUCAGUCAUACGUUCCUUGCCAUCAGACUUUUCUUUAUUAUUAUAAUUUAAGUAGCGAAACGGGCCCAUGUUUUUGGCCUGGGAAGUACUAAAAUAAAAACAAGAAAGAGAA